AUGGCUGAACCUCAGAUUUUUCGGAUAUGGACCGUCAUGAAAAGAAGAAGGCCUGUUAACUCAGCACCUCGUUGGAGAGAUGGUUUGAACUUUGAAGGAUAUUGCCGAAGUUCUUUUGAAACUUACAACUUGGCUAUCGCGAUUUCCCGCUUUAACAUUGAUUCCUUUCUCUGUAAAUUUCCCCUCUGUGACAGUCGUGUUCGAGAAGAGAAAUGUGGCUUUAGUAACGCUGAGUAUAAAUACAGUGGAUUUCAAGCAAUUAAUGAUGACGCCAAAGAAUUUAAUAAUAGCUGGCAAGAUGCUCCCAGCGGUUUUUAUGCCAAUUUUGACGACUCACCCGACCAUUUUGUUAAAUGGUUCCAACUCACAAUUGAAGUGAGAAGACGACAAUUUUCAAAAAUCUCUGUUUAG
Ambispora leptoticha is the source of this 411-nucleotide messenger RNA. Lineage: Eukaryota; Fungi; Glomeromycota; Glomeromycetes; Archaeosporales; Ambisporaceae. The record is from the annotation of a GenBank genome assembly.